CCCGUCUUCCCCUUCCGUCCGCCGCAUCCCUGUUCCCUACUCCUCCGCCCCUCUCUCUCUCUCUCUCUCUCUCUCUCUCUCUCCAGACGACUGUGCCGCCGCCGCCCUAGGCCAGGUGCUGAGGCUUUCCUUGGUCUCUGCGCCGGCGACGAGCACCCACCAGGGAAAGUACCUCAUUCCCAAAUGAAGCACAUAUUCAAGAUUGCUGCAAUACUGGUAGCAAUCUCAGCUAUCUGGAUUGCUCUCCUUGAAACCUCAACUGUUCCUCGAAGUUAUACUUGGCUGCUUCCCAUCUACUUGGUAGUGGCUCUUGGAUGCUACGGCCUUUUUAUGGUUGGAUUUGGACUUAUGUUCUUCCCAACUUGUCCUCAAGAAGCUGUACUACUGCAACAGGAUAUUGUGGAGGCAAAGGAAUUCUUAGCAAAGAAGGGUGUUGAUGUGGGCUCUGAGUGAGAUCAAUUUUGAGUGGUUGACAGUCAUGACUGUCUUGAAGGAUCACCAUUCUGUUCCUUGGAAUAGGUUGCUUUUUUGGAAACUGUAGAUAGGAAACAUAUCAUUCCACUAUGUUCAGCUAUUACUAACACAGUUUUAGUGAGUUGGCAUGUUACAGUUAUGUUUUUGUCAAUGAUGGGUCUCAUAUUGACUUGCUGGUGUUUUUCAAGUUUUAGAAAGUUUACUGUUCUAGGAAUAUUUGGUUUCUAUCUUGAUUUCCCGUCAGUGGACCCUUUACCAAUUCUGCUGUUCUACGUUGCUUGUACCCUCAAGUCUCUUUGAGGAUUCAGUGUUUGAAAUUUGUGCAGAACUUCUACAGUUUCUUCUGUUCAAUGUGGCAUGUCACAAAUUACAGUUAA
Messenger RNA from Sorghum bicolor (sorghum), 851 nucleotides. RefSeq names its product dolichol-phosphate mannosyltransferase subunit 3. Gene Ontology annotation, cellular component: dolichol-phosphate-mannose synthase complex; endoplasmic reticulum membrane. The record is from RefSeq and is a predicted model, not a curated record. Gene Ontology annotation, biological process: GPI anchor biosynthetic process. Bases 184 to 453 code for a protein of 89 amino acids. The transcript is spliced from 4 exons. NCBI's taxonomy places the organism in Eukaryota, Viridiplantae, Streptophyta, Magnoliopsida, Poales, Poaceae.